UUUGUUGAUAUAUUUGCUCUCUAUUUAUAUAGGAGAUACCCAAAAAUAUUAAUUAAUUAAAUUGAUAAAGUUAAAAUGGAAGACUAGCCAAAUGAAGAAGAUAAAGAAAACUAAGAAAUAUAAUUUGGAUAAUAAUCCUAGCAGCCAGUUUUAACUGAUAAGGUUCGCUCUUUGAGCUAAGGAAAUAUAUAUGAUAAAAAUUAAAAGUCGAAUUAAGAAAAUAUUACAAUUUUGUCUUAAAGUAAUAUUUUUGAGAGAGAUGAAGAGGAAGAAAUAAAGCAAAAUAUUUUCUACCAUGAAAAUCAAGAUGACACUAUUUUCAAAAAGAAAUGGGCAUUUAAUUAGCUUUAAAAAAUGGGAUUUGAUGAAAAUAAUAUUAUAUUUUGCCUCGAACGAACAGAAAACAUUUAAAAUUUAUCUAAAUUUGAAAUACUAGAAAUUGCAGCCAAUAAUAUUCCAGAUGAAAUGUAAAUCUUUGAAAUAAAUGAAAAUAUGUAAGAUAUAAGAAACAUUAUAGACAAAGCAAAGGAAAUAUAUUAAUUUGGAAUGGAUAAGUUAGUAGAAUGGUAUCAUAAAAGCAAUUAGCAUUAUAUAUAUUCAUAAAAUGAUUUAAGUAGCAGUAAUAAAAGAGUUUAAAAGUUUAAAGAUAGGCGAACAUAAUCAUCAUGUCUCCAUAAUCAUAACUACGAAAAUGACUAAUCAAUAGUAAAAAUUAACUUAAAUAAAGAUUUAUUUGGAUCUUCUCUCAUUGUAUCAAGCGAAAAUACAUAGCAGCAAGUACUCGAAUGUGCAAUUUGUUGUUAAGAAUAUACAAUUUCUAAAAAAAGACCUCUACUAAACUGUGAUCACUAAUUCUGCUCAGAUUGCCUUAAAUAAUAUAUUUUAAAUAAAAUCAAUUGUUGUUAAGUUCUUCAUAUUUUAUGCCCUUAAGAAGGAUGUGAUUAAGAAUAUAAUGAAAAAUAAAUUGGUGAAAUUCUAAAUGAUGACUAUUAAAAAGAGAGAUAUAUAAAGUUUAAGCAAAGAUAGUAGCUACAGCUUGAUCCUGACAUUAGAUGGUGUAUUAGACCAGGAUGUAAUAAUGCCAUUAAGGGAUAAAAAAAUGAUCCAAAGUUAAAAUGUAGUGAGUGUAAUAUGAUGAUAUGCUACUUUUGUACUAAUCAGUGGCAUGAAGGAUAAACAUGUGAACAAGCUAUUGAUUAAGAGUAUAAUUAAAUGGCUAAAAAUUUUAAAGUUAAAUAUUGCCCUUAAUGCAAAACAAAGAUCCAGAAGAAUGAUGGCUGUAAUCACAUGACAUGCACAAGAUGCAAUUAUGAAUUUUGCUGGCUAUGCACCAAAUAAUAUAGAGCGGGUCAUUACUCUAGCUUAAAUUUUAGAGGAUGCCCCGGCUUGAUGUAUUCUCAUAGGAUUCCCCCUUGCUUCAAGUUAUUAGUUUUCAUGAAAAUAUUUUUUAAAUACUUUGGGUUUUUGUUAUUAGGAGGCAUUACUUUAGCCCUUUUACCUCUAAUUUUGGUAUUGUUGAGUAUAUCUGUUCCUAAUAUAAUCUACUUUAUGAUCAAAAAGGAUUACUAUUUAUAUACUAACUGUUGUUCUGAAAUAUUUAAAGUUUUUAUACUAAUUAUUAUUGGAUUAUGCACUUUCCCUAUAAAUUUCGUCAUGGCUAUUUUUCCAGGCUCGGUAGUACUUAUCGUGCUUUGCAUAACAGGGUGA
This is a messenger RNA of Tetrahymena thermophila SB210, 1707 nucleotides long. Its product is annotated as Ibr domain protein. Gene Ontology annotation, biological process: protein polyubiquitination; positive regulation of proteasomal ubiquitin-dependent protein catabolic process; ubiquitin-dependent protein catabolic process. The record is from RefSeq and is a predicted model, not a curated record. The transcript has 2 exons. NCBI's taxonomy places the organism in Eukaryota, Ciliophora, Oligohymenophorea, Hymenostomatida, Tetrahymenidae. Gene Ontology annotation, cellular component: cytoplasm; ubiquitin ligase complex. Gene Ontology annotation, molecular function: ubiquitin protein ligase activity; ubiquitin conjugating enzyme binding; zinc ion binding.